Xenia sp. Carnegie-2017 is the source of this 861-nucleotide messenger RNA. RefSeq names its product cytoskeleton-associated protein 5-like. NCBI's taxonomy places the organism in Eukaryota, Metazoa, Cnidaria, Anthozoa, Malacalcyonacea, Xeniidae. The transcript has 7 exons. The record is from RefSeq and is a predicted model, not a curated record. Gene Ontology annotation, molecular function: microtubule plus-end binding; microtubule plus end polymerase activity. The coding region runs from base 166 to 714 and encodes 182 amino acids. Gene Ontology annotation, cellular component: centrosome; microtubule plus-end; spindle pole. Gene Ontology annotation, biological process: establishment or maintenance of microtubule cytoskeleton polarity; microtubule polymerization; centrosome duplication.
GAUCAUAUAAAUUUGAUAGAGAAUUCGGAGCAAAGUGAGAUUGUCCUGUACAUACGAGCGACGUUAAAAUCCAGUCCACCCAAACAACAGGACAAGAAACAGACGUCCGUACAAGAUGAAAAAUCGUCACGUGAACUCACGCCGCAAACGCCAAUAACUCCGAAGAUGAAAACACGCAAGCUUAGUCAGGAUAUACACGACUCUCUUGGUGAUAUUUUUAAGAAGAUUGGGACCAAGGAGACUACGAAAGAGGGUCUCGUGGCUCUUUACAAUUUUCGACUAAAGCAUAAAGAUGUGGACAUAGAGCCUUUUCUCGAGCAGACGUCGGAUUUCUUUCAAAAAUAUAUCGCUCGAGGUCUCAAAACUAUCGAAGACGAACGCAAGAUUGAUAACACAGAAAAUAUCGAAGUGCGACAAACCGCCGCAUCAACUACGGAAGACCCAUCCUACUUUCGUGAUCGGCUUGCUUUAUUGCAGAAAAAAUAUGGAGAUAUUCGCGCAAAGGAGCCAGAAAAAACAAUACAGCCAGAUCCAAUUGCAGUGAAAAAAACACCCGAAAGCUUGGAAACUGUCGACAAUAACCUCAUUCUGACUUCAAUACCAAAACCACAAAGUGCUGAUAUGGAAGCCGGCAACGAGAGGUCUGGGGAGAGUUCGACGGAUCUUUCAGAACUACGAAAGCGACUCGAGAAAAUCAAGAAAAAAGCUUUAUAACUAAUAUCAGCUGUCUUACCUAUUAUUAAGUAAAUUGAUAUAAAUGACUUUGUUCAUUCAAAUUUUUUGUUUAUAUUUAAAUUAUAGUGCUUUAGUUAUGUUCAUUGUUCAGUUUGUAAUGAUAAAAUUAAAAUCAAUACCAAUGCA